Molecule: messenger RNA, 921 nt
Organism: Rhagoletis zephyria (snowberry fruit fly)
Lineage: Eukaryota; Metazoa; Arthropoda; Insecta; Diptera; Tephritidae
Product: zinc finger protein 439-like
Biological process (GO): regulation of transcription by RNA polymerase II
Cellular component (GO): nucleus
Molecular function (GO): DNA-binding transcription factor activity, RNA polymerase II-specific; RNA polymerase II transcription regulatory region sequence-specific DNA binding
Source: RefSeq, a predicted model, not a curated record
GACUGCGAAAUAUGUAAUUGCAAUUGCGCAACGAAAGCCGAGCUAAUAAAGCAUACAUCUGAAGAGCACAAUUCGGAAAUAUUAUGCGUGAAUUGUUCAAAGGCCUUCGAUUUGCCCAAUGAGUUGAGGAAGCAUAAAAAACUCAUUCAUGAGACCGAUUCACCAGUGCAUUGCGAUUACUGCAAAGAAACUACGUUAAUACCUCGAAGUCACCUUCUUCAGCAUUUUGAAAAGAGACACAAACCUCAGUGUCUUAAGUAUUUUCCACGUAUGUUUAAAGGGUACAAAUGUAAAUAUUGUACAAAAGUCGUCACAUGCGCAGUGGAAUUGGAAGACCAUGUGAGAACACACGUACUCUUUAAAUGCCAGUUUUGCCCGAAGUAUUAUACAACAGCGCGAACUUACUCUGGUCAUGCCAUGCGAAUACACAACCGUUCAGUAAAUUGCCUUCCAUCUACACCAAUUGUUAUCGAAGAAGUUGGAUAUGAGAAAGAUAAACGGAUUGAAUGCAAAAUUUGCCACAGAAGCUAUGGAAAUCGUAGCGCAUAUAAAAGACAUAUCAAACAACAACAUAACACUGUUAAACACGGUGGCAAAAAUCUAAGUAAAGAUAUUCAACCGAUGGAAUAUUUAGUAGGUUACGUUAAAUCUAAAUCUACAACACAUAGAAAGGAAAUUAAUCAAGAUGGAUUAAGCCAAAAGAAAACUGACCGCGGUGGUCAGGAACCGGCUAUGCCUAACCUCGACGAAAUUAGAGAAAAUCCUAAAUCGAAAGAAAAAAAGAUGUACUUAUGUUCAUAUUGCCCCCGUAUUUUAACGUCUACACACGCUUUGGAAAUACAUGAGGGAAAACAGCAUUUGAAUAAAGCAAUUAAACUUAAGGAAUGUCCAGUAUGCAAGAAAAAAUUCAGCNUAUUUUAA